This is a messenger RNA of Centruroides sculpturatus (bark scorpion), 2554 nucleotides long. It is a transcript of the gene Naxe, whose product is annotated as NAD(P)H-hydrate epimerase-like. The transcript is spliced from 4 exons. Gene Ontology annotation, cellular component: mitochondrion. Gene Ontology annotation, molecular function: NAD(P)HX epimerase activity. NCBI's taxonomy places the organism in Eukaryota, Metazoa, Arthropoda, Arachnida, Scorpiones, Buthidae. The record is from RefSeq and is a predicted model, not a curated record. Bases 466 to 1233 code for a protein of 255 amino acids.
CGGACCGUUUCUGUUAUAAUUAGCAACUGAAAUGUUGACUUUUGUGCUUAUAAAAUUGGUAUAUAUAUAUCUAUUUUUGGGCAUGUUCAUUAUUAAAUUUAACUCUUACAUCUGCAAUUUUUCAGUAUCGAUUAUAUGUUAACUGCAUCUGUUACUCCCACUACAUAAACGCGUGUGAGUAAACAUAUUUUCUCUACUUUAACUGCCGCGUAUUCAUAUUAAUAGACGUUUCUUCAAACUAUUUUUGCAUAAUCAUCGCCAUUUUUCAUUCUUGCUUUUUGUAUUUCACUUUCUUCCUUAAUUCUAACGCGCACGUAACGUUAAGAAAAUCGAGCCUUUCCGUCACGAAAUUCCAGAAGAAAACUGCCAAAUCCACUCUACGAACUCGGAAGUCGUAGGUAAAAUGGCGGAAAUUCAAAAAAAGAAAUUGGAGCGAUUCUAUUGGUCUUCCCCCCAGUGAAAUCGAUGACGAAAUGGGUAAUGCGAAAAUUUGAAUUUGGAGUCUUUGUGAUUGGUUUGUUUCGAAAACCAUUGCACUGUGGUCAGGAAGAAGCCAUUAAUAUUGAUAAAGAACUAUUCAAUGAAUAUUGCUACAGCGUCGACCAGUUGAUGGAAUUGGCGGGAUUGAGUGUUGCUACAGCAAUUGCAAAAACUUACCCUCGUUCAAACAUGGGCAAAGGUGGCACGGUGUUGAUAUGUUGCGGACCGGGUAAUAAUGGAGGUGACGGACUCGUCUGUGCCAGACACUUAAAGAUGUUUGGAUACGAACCAUCAGUAUUUUAUCCCAAACAAACAAACAAACAGUUAUUCAAGAAUUUGACCAAGCAGUGUGAAGAAAUGGAGAUUCCCUUUCUUUCCUUUCUUCCCGAUUCACAGCUGAUCACAGAUUCGUACAAUCUCGUGGUGGAUGCAUUGUUCGGCUUCAGUUUCAAACCACCCGUGAGACCCGACUUUGUCGACGUCAUUGACAAACUGAUGAAGAUUCAUAUACCAUUAUGUAGCAUCGAUAUACCUUCAGGUUGGGACAUAGAAAAUGGCGAUCCAAAUGGACUCCAGCCGGAGUUUUUGAUUUCUCUAACAGCUCCCAAAAAGUGUGCCAAAUUAUUCAAAGGGAAGUAUCAUUGGCUGGGUGGUCGGUUCGUUCCUCCCGGACUUUCCAGCAAGUACGAACUGAACUUGCCUCUGUAUCCCGGAACCGAAUGUUGUGUUCAGCUUCCGCUUCCGUCAUCUUGAGGAUCCAAAUUACGGGUCUGAGAUGUAACUGUACACUUAAAACUGUUUUUACAAUUUAUUGUUACAGUUCACGACGGAUGGCAAAAAUCAAAGAGAGAGAAAUUACAUUUUGAGUAUAUAAAAUUUAGAAUUAAGAUUAUUCGAAUGAAUUAUACUCAGAAGUAGUAUGCAGUAUCAUUGUUACCUAUAAAAAAAUCACAAAAAAAAAGUUUAUAUAUAUAUGAAAAGUGCAUUUAAAACUAAAAUGCUAUGGCAAUUUUCUGUUUCCAAAAUUGAUAUUUCAUCUUCAUCCGAAUAUUGCAAAUUCUUGAUAUUUGUGCCUUCUUUCUCUGCUAUUUGUCAUUGUCAUAUAUUAAAUAUAUUCAUGACAAUUUAAAGAACAACUGUAGAUUAAACAUAAAUUAAUUUUUGGAAAGAAAUUAAUAAAUUAUACAACAACAACUUUUUUAAACACGUUACACCCUCUUACAAAGAUAACAGUAUUUUAAAAUCAAUAUAUUGAUUAUUGUUCUUAAAGUUGAGUAAAUUUGUUUAACAUGUUUAAAAUAACAGUUUUAUUGGCCAUUGUGUUAACCGUAUUUUGUGUUUGUAUCACUUAUUAUUGAGAGAGGAAAGAAGUGUCAUCGUUAAUUUAUUGAAUUUUCCGAUGUGUUUGAAUUUUGCACUCUGUUAAGUUAAUCGAAGGAUUUUGCAGAGUUGUAAAUAUUUUAUUUAACAAUUAUUGAACUUAAGUUUUGAGUUUUAACUUAAGUCAAAUGAUUAAUAGCAAUUGUAAAUUUGUUGUUUCUUUAUUUUUAAAACUAUUUAAAUGGAUUAUAAAUCUUAAUAUUUGAAAAAUAAAUUUUGAUAAGGAGAAUUAUUUACUUUAACUUUUUAUUACAAAAUGUUUUCUUUCGAAAUAUCAAAUAAUUUAGAAGGAAAUAUGACCAGAAUUAUGAACUAAUAUGGUUUUAAAACUGAUACUUCUGGCACUUAAAUAAAAAAAAAUGUUUUUUAAAUCAAAUCACACCAACUUAAUGUAUUUGAUUCCAUCUAACUAGAAGCUUAGAUAAAGGCAGAUACUAUACUGCAGCAGAUUUCAACCUGAGCAGAAAAUAUAAGGUGAGCAAUGUUUUUAAUGAUUAAAACAUUUAACUGGCAUAGACAAUGGUCUAAACCAGAGGUUCUCAACCUUUACUUCUUGUCAGCCCUAUCCAAUAUUGUAUUUAAGCAAGCUAUCCUGUUUUAUACUGGUACAAAGAUAAUAGGAAUUAAUAAAAUGUUUUCAUUGAACAUAAAUCAAAAUUCAAAUCUGUAUUGCUCACUAAAAUAUAAAGAUAUA